UAGGAAAAGGCAACUACAAUUAAGGAAGCAUUACUGAAAUGGCAGGAAAUAAACAAACAGCCGCUCGCAGAAGCUACAUAUGUCGGCUUGCAAUUCCAAUGGCCACCAAUUGAAAAAAUGGAUGCUAGCCUAUCAGUUUUAAAAAAUUGCGAAAAAUUAUCAUUGAGCACCAAUUGUAUUGAAAAAAUUAAUGGUCUCGACGCUUUAAAAAACUUAAAAAUAUUAUCAUUGUCACGGAAUAACUUAAAAAAUUUCAAUGGAAUAGAAAAAUUGGCUGAUACUUUAGAAGAAUUAUGGAUAUCGUAUAAUUAUAUUGAAAAAACAAAAGGUAUUUUAGGAAUGAAGAAACUGAAAGUAUUAUAUAUGAGUAAUAAUACAAUCGAUAGUUGGAGUGAGGUGCAAAAACUUUUAAAAUUGGAAAAUCUCCAUGAAUUAAUAUUGACCGGCAAUCCCAUACAAGAGUCUAUGGAAGAAAACGAUUGGCGUACUGAAUGCAUUAAGAGACUGACGCAAAUAUCGAUUUUGGACGGAAUUCCUAUUAUAAGAGAAUAA
Messenger RNA from Rhopalosiphum maidis (corn leaf aphid), 552 nucleotides. Its product is annotated as dynein light chain 1, axonemal-like. The annotation marks the transcript as partial. Gene Ontology annotation, cellular component: cytoplasm. Gene Ontology annotation, molecular function: protein kinase binding. The record is from RefSeq and is a predicted model, not a curated record. The transcript is spliced from 3 exons. NCBI's taxonomy places the organism in Eukaryota, Metazoa, Arthropoda, Insecta, Hemiptera, Aphididae.